GGAGCCCGGAGCCCGGAGCGCGGAGCCCGGAGCCCGGAGCCCGGAGCGCGGAGCGCGGAGCCGGGAGCCCCGAGCGCGGAGCCUGGCGGCGGCAGCUGGAACGGCAACCGGAGCCCGAAUCCUGCCCGGCCCCCGCGAGCAGAAACCAUUCUCUUGGGACCGUUCACAGGCAAGAGACACCAACGCUGUGACAUAUGCCAGUUCCACCGCCACCUCCACCUCCACCUCCUCCUCUGCCUCCGCCUCCCCCGCCUCUGGGAGCACCUCCCCCUCCCCCGCCAUCAGCACCCCCGGCGAGUACAGAAGCUUCCAGCUUGAGAAAGGCCGAUCCCAAAGGUCGAAGUGCACUGUUGGCUGACAUCCAGCAAGGAACUCGCCUUCGGAAAGUCACGCAGAUCAAUGACCGCAGCGCCCCGCAAAUCGAGAGUCCUAAAGGAGCCAACAAAGAAGGAGGAGGUGCUGCAAACUCUCGAGGAGGGAGCACGCCCCCAGCCCUGGGAGAUCUGUUUGCUGGCGGCUUCCCUGUGCUGCGACCGGCAGGCCAGAGGGAUGCAGCAGGCAGCAAGACAGGGCAGGCCCCUGGCUCCCGAGCGCCUUCUCCCCGGCUUCCCACCAAAACUAUGGGCGGGCCGCUCACCGCCCCUGCGUCUCCCAGGCUAGGUACUGCUUCCGAGGCCAGGGCGGCCCCCGCUCGCCCCAGCAUGCCUGCCCCACCCCCUCCCACCCUGCCCCCACCACCCCCGCCGCUGCCCCCGCCCCUGCCCCCUUCCUCCCCCAUCAGAACUCCGCUGGUGUCCCCACCUGGCUCACAGACCAAAGGGAAUGCCCUGGCAGCCACACCCGCCCUGCCCUCUGCACCGCCCUCUGCCCCCCCUCCGCCUCCCCCUCCACCCCCGCCACCUCCCCCAACGCCACCCCCUCUCCCCCAGACCCCCAUCUUCAGUGACAGGACCGUGAAGCCGCAGCUAGCCCCCUUGCACUUACCGCCCGUCCCGCCCCCGCUGCCUCUCCUCCCGCCCUGCGGGCACCCAGGGCUCCAUGCAGAUGCUGCCAGCCCCACCCAAGAUGCCCGGGAGCCUCCCGUCCCGCCCCCGCCGCCCCCGCCCCCGCCCCCACCCCCACCACCUCUCCCCAUUUACGCCACCUGCACCCCGAAGUCCUUGGUGCCAUCAUCGCCCCCAGUGCCAGGCCCUAACAACAGCAGCGAAGCCCCACCCCCACUGCCCCCCAAGUCCCCCAGCUUCCAGGCACAGCCCCCGAAGGCCAGCGUGCAGGCCUUGCCCACCCCGCCCGCCCCGCCUGGACAGCCCUUCCUGCAGAAGAAGAGGCCAGGCCGAGGCCCAGGUACCAGUGGGGGAAGGCUGAACCCACCCCCAGCACCUCCUGCGAGAUCCCCCACCACAGAGCUUUCCAGCAGGAGCCAGCAGGCCCCAGGCUGGGCCCCGACCCCGCAGCCGGGAGGCCAGCUGUGGAAUGGAGGCCUGCACAUCAUCGAUGACUUCGAGUCUAAAUUCACGUUCCAUUCCGUGGAAGACUUCCCGCCUCCGGAUGAGUAUAAGCCCUGCCAGAAGGUGUACCCCAGCAAGAUCCCCAGGAGCCGUACACCUGGUCCCUGGCUCCACGCCGAGGCUGCCGGGCAGAGCUCCGAUGACAUCAAAGGCAGAAACUCUCAGUUAGCUCUGAAGACGCUCCGGUGAGAAGACCGAGGAAGCCAGCGUCCUGCAAGCCCCCGGGGCUCCCCACGGCGGACGGGCGGCCCAGGAGGCCGGGUUGGACCUCACCGAACGCCAGUUGCAAUGCAGAUGACAUUCAGGCUCCGCACGGAGCCUUUAUUUAUUGUAAAUACGUGGUUUGCACAGGCUUUACAUCGGUAUCUUACUCGACUUUCAUUUUGUAAA
Pipistrellus kuhlii (Kuhl's pipistrelle) is the source of this 1898-nucleotide messenger RNA. RefSeq names its product WAS/WASL interacting protein family member 3 (gene WIPF3). NCBI's taxonomy places the organism in Eukaryota, Metazoa, Chordata, Mammalia, Chiroptera, Vespertilionidae. Gene Ontology annotation, cellular component: recycling endosome; WASH complex; early endosome. The transcript is spliced from 9 exons. The record is from RefSeq and is a predicted model, not a curated record. Gene Ontology annotation, biological process: endocytic recycling; exocytosis; Arp2/3 complex-mediated actin nucleation. Gene Ontology annotation, molecular function: gamma-tubulin binding; actin binding; alpha-tubulin binding. Bases 195 to 1697 code for a protein of 500 amino acids.